AUGCCGGAGGCAGCGAUCGAGGAGCGGGCGCGCAUGCGCAUGAUGAACCUCUCGAUCGAGCUCGCGGAGAUGCACGCGGGCGUUUUGGAAUUAGAAGCGGACGAGCUCGACGGAUGCUCGAGCGAGCGAGAGGUGAGAGCGUACUAUGAGAGCGACGGUGCCGACGUCCCGCGCGGCGUGAUCGAACGAAGGUGUAAGCAAGCGGGCGGCGGACGCGUGGAGAUGUCCGAGGCGAGCGAGCGCAGAGUGGGGAUGGAGGACAUGACGAAGCGUUCGAUGCUGAAUUCACACGAAGACGCGGCGAGAGACUAUCGACGACACGUCUUCACGACCGGGAUUCCGUUUCGUCGACACGGUUUGUUCCCUUGCGAUGACCCUGUGUUGACGAUGAUGAGCUUGGACGCCUCGCUGAAGCCGUUUCAGAAGGCCAUUCCAGGUCCAAAGCGAGGAACGUUCGUUACGUGCGAGUCCUGGGCCGUCGGCGACGAAGCCGCGAGGAGAGGUCUAGACCUUCGAUACUUCUAUCGAGAGGCGUCGCGCGGGUCGAACGAGCACCCUGAGCUCGUCGGUGUCGCUCGCGUGGGUGAUUCUGGCGCGAUCGGCACGAACACGUGGACGCUCGCUCAUGGCGGUUGCAUCGAGACGAUUCUCGAUGAGACCACAGCGGAGCUCGUAAAGUGCGCUAGAGCACCGUGUUGCGUCACGAUCGAGCUCAACGCGAAAAUCAAGAAGCCCCUUCCUUUGCACUCCACGGUGAAGAUUCACUGUUCGAUCAAAUCCGUGGAGGCGUCGGGACUUCGCAUAUGGACGACGGCGACGCUCACAGAUCCCAACCACGAUGACGAAAUCCUCGCGACGUGCGAGGCGCAACUCUGCGAUGCUGGCAUGCUCAAUCGCAUUCGAACGACGUAA
Molecule: messenger RNA, 912 nt
Organism: Ostreococcus tauri
Lineage: Eukaryota; Viridiplantae; Chlorophyta; Mamiellophyceae; Mamiellales; Bathycoccaceae
Product: unnamed product
Exons: 1
Coding region: 1-912 (303 amino acids)
Source: RefSeq, a predicted model, not a curated record